AUGCCUGGUAUUUCUUCCACUGCCCCCAUGCUUAAGGCUUCAUUUCUGUCCGUGGUCCAUCUGGUAGUCUCCUACAUUACAAACAGCUGCUCCUGCUCAUCAGCCUUAGGUCUGUGCCCUCAUCUACUCCGUCCGUCCUCAAAGUCUGCAUCACCAGUCCCUCUACCCUGAUCUCUGCCAAGGAAUGAAAAAAGGGGAAAGAUAGGGAAAUAGUCAUUAUAGUUGACAAAAACGUUUAUGUUUUCUUUCAAGUUGAAAGAGUUCGUUUUAUUCGGAUCAAUUGACAGAUAGUGGAUUUGAUCCCUCAACACAUCAAGCCAACUGAAAAGGCACCAGCCGGGUCUAAGCAGCUGCAUCUCAGACUCCAGACAAGCACCAAGCACCGUAAAGUGAGCAUCAUUGUUCUCCUUUCCGAGGUAAACAACAGAAGGAGGAGGGCGGAAGGGCAGAGGGAGCACCUUCUUCCUCCCUAAAGUACCCCCAGCUGCCAAGACCCCAGUCAGGCCGUUCCAGAGGUGUGGUGUGUGACGGGUGAUGGCCGACUGGAGUCUACUGGGAAACUUCUUGGAAGAGGUGCAGGAACACUCGACGUCUGUGGGCAAGGUGUGGCUCACCAUCCUCUUCAUCUUCCGUAUUCUCGUCUUGGGCACGGCCGCUGAGUCGUCGUGGGGCGACGAGCAGGAGGACUUCACCUGCGACACGGAGCAGCCUGGUUGCGAGAACGUUUGUUACGACACGGCCUUCCCCAUCGCCCACAUUCGCUACUGGGUGCUGCAGAUUGUCUUCGUGUCCACACCGUCGCUCAUCUACAUGGGCCACGCCAUGCACACGGUGCGCAUGGAGGAGAAACGCCGGCGCAAGGAGCAGGAGGACCAGGGGGGAGGUGACGGGGAAGAAGGAGGGGAAGGAGGAGAGGAGAAGCAUUAUCUGGAGCACGGGGAAGACAAGGGGGGAGAGUGCGGGAAGGAGGGCAGCGGCAUAGGGAGGGUGCGUCUGCGCGGGGCGCUGCUGCAGACUUACGUGUUGAGCAUCCUGAUCCGGACGCUAAUGGAGGUGGUCUUCAUCGUGGUGCAGUACAUCCUCUACGGGGUCUUCCUCAACGCCCUGUACGUGUGCCACAGUCGGCCCUGUCCCCACCCGGUUAACUGUUACGUCUCGCGGCCCACGGAGAAGAAUGUGUUCAUCGUGUUCAUGCUGGCCGUGUCGGGCGUGUCGCUGUUUCUCAGCGCCGUGGAGCUCUACCACCUGGCCUUUAAGCAAUGUCAGAGGUUUCUGAGGAGUAAACGACAACAGCAACAACAACAGCAACAUCAACUGCUACAAGGACGCACGCCCUCAAGUGCUACGGUCAUAGCCGCUGAACCAGACAGCCCACCCCGUCCGUCCAUGCCAUGCACCCCGCCCCCAGACUUCAGCCAGUGUGUGAGCUCUUCCCCUCACACACACCCCAUGCACACCCAAUCCCACUCCCAUCCUAGCUGCCCUCCCUUCAACAACCGGCUGGCCCACCAGCAGAACUCAGUCAACAUGGCCACUGAGCGCCACCGCGUUGUCCACGAUGACCUGGGGAAGGAAGACUUCCUGCACAUGACCUAUGAGGGGCACGCCGACACGCCCAACGCCUGCAUCCCGCCCCCUUCGCUGCUCCAAAACGGCUACCAAAAUGGCUACCUGAAAGACAAGAGGCGUCUGAGCAAGACCAGCGGCUCCAGUAGCCGCGUGCGACCCGAUGACUUGGCUGUGUAGCCCCAAUUCCCAACACACACACAGUGUUCCUGGAUCGUUUCAAACACACACACACACACACACACACACACACACACACACACACACACACACACACACACACACACACACACACACACACACACACACACACACACACACACACACACACACACACACACACACACACACACACACACAGAAGAAUGGGAUGACUAUGGCUCGUCUGUUGUGGUGGACUAAUUUGAGCACUGCAUGGCACAA
Oncorhynchus gorbuscha (pink salmon) is the source of this 1989-nucleotide messenger RNA. Its product is annotated as gap junction alpha-5 protein-like. The coding region runs from base 535 to 1746 and encodes 403 amino acids. Lineage: Eukaryota; Metazoa; Chordata; Actinopteri; Salmoniformes; Salmonidae. The record is from RefSeq and is a predicted model, not a curated record. The transcript has 4 exons. Gene Ontology annotation, cellular component: connexin complex. Gene Ontology annotation, biological process: cell communication.